This is a messenger RNA of Bombina bombina (fire-bellied toad), 1655 nucleotides long. It is a transcript of the gene INHBA, whose product is annotated as inhibin subunit beta A. Gene Ontology annotation, cellular component: extracellular region. Gene Ontology annotation, molecular function: hormone activity; cytokine activity; growth factor activity. Lineage: Eukaryota; Metazoa; Chordata; Amphibia; Anura; Bombinatoridae. Gene Ontology annotation, biological process: BMP signaling pathway; SMAD protein signal transduction. The record is from RefSeq and is a predicted model, not a curated record.
AAUCCGUCCUCGGUGUCUGUCUCUUUUAUUACUCUCUCUCCUCUAUUCUGAGACAGAAGUCAGAGCUGUUCUCACUGGCAGCUACAAGUACCCUCAGCACUUAUUUGAAUCAGAGAGAGAGAGAAACUGCAAAACCAAAACUUUUUCAGCAAAACUUUUUUUUUUUUGUUCUUAUCCAGAUAUUUUUUAAAAAAGAAAAACAAUUAUUAUUUUAAGGGAUAUCACCCCUCACAAAAAAAGAAGAAAAUUAAAAAAAAAAAAAAGAUAAAAGUCUUUCAGAGGGAUUUUUUUUUUUAAUUUGGUGUCAAGAUGUCUGUGUAUUCACUGAAAGGAUUUUUAUUAGUUGUUUGCUGGAUUAUAGUGAACAGUUCUCCAACUCCAGGAUCUGAGGGACACAGUUCUGUCACUGAAUGCUCAUCAUGUUCCAUCUCUAGAUUACAAAAGGAUGUGCCAACUUCUCAAAAUGACAUGGUCGAGGCAGUAAAGAAGCACAUAUUGAAUAUGCUGCAUUUAAGGGACAGACCAAACAUCACACAGACAGUGCCCAAAGCAGCCCUUUUAAAUGCCAUUAAGAGACUGCAUGUGGGAAAGGUUGGAGAAGAUGGUCAGGUCCAAAUGGACGAUAUUACAGCAAUGAAUGACAUUUUGGAGCAAACGUCAGAAAUCAUCACUUUUGCAGAAGCAGGGCCUCCAAGAAAGUACUUGCAUUUUGAAUUUCCAAAGAAGGCAGCAAUUCUAUUGAUAAUUGAGGAAGCAGAGCUUUGGCUGUUCCUAAAACUUUCCAAGGGCAACAGUCGGGGAAAACUGACCAUCCGAUUAUACCAACAGCAGAGGUCUCCGAAAGAUCAUCGUGGGCUGACAAUGGAAAAAGUGAACUUUUUGAUUGCUGAGAAGGUAGUGGAUACUAGAAAAAGUGGAUGGCACACUUUCCCAAUAUCUGGUAGCAUUCAGCGUCUGCUAAACCAAGACAAGUCAUCUAUGGACAUACGCAUAGCCUGCGACCAGUGUCAAGAGUCAGGAGCCACUCCUACCCUGCUUGGGAAGAGGAAGAAAAGGAUGACAGAUGACAAAGACGCAAAACUAACUGGAGGUGAAGAAGAAAAGGAGCAAUCACAUAGGCCUUUUCUAAAGAUAGUUGCCCGACAGACAGAUGAGCACCCUCACAGAAGGAGAAAACGUGGUUUAGAGUGUGAUGGUAAAGUAAGUAUUUGCUGCACAAAAAGCAUUCUAUGGUCCAGUUUCAAGGAUAUAGGUUGAUGUGACUGGAUCAUUGCACCUCCUGGUUACCAUGCCAACUACUGUGAGGGAGGACUGACAAGUCACAUCGCUGGGACUUCUGGCUUCCUCUCCUUUCAUUCCACAGUCAUUAAUCAGUACAGAAUGAGGGGUCACAGCCCCUUCACCAGCAUCAAAUCCUGCUGUGUCCCAUCCAAACUGAGGGCUAUGUCUAUGUUAUACUAUGAUGACGGACAAAAUAUCAUUAAGAAGGAUAUCCAGAACAUGAUUGUGGAGGAAUGUGGUUGCUCAUAAAAAAAAAGAUAAAACAAAACUGACAUUGCAAACACAAAACACUAAUUUAAAAAUAGUGCAAAUGACUUGCAUAUAAGCAAAGAAUAAGUAUGUCUGAGUUCUUUGUGGAAAUAACUAAAUACAAA